Molecule: messenger RNA, 4125 nt
Organism: Puntigrus tetrazona (Sumatra barb)
Lineage: Eukaryota; Metazoa; Chordata; Actinopteri; Cypriniformes; Cyprinidae
Product: solute carrier family 12 member 6-like
Exons: 26
Coding region: 530-4003 (1157 amino acids)
Biological process (GO): potassium ion homeostasis; cell volume homeostasis; chemical synaptic transmission
Cellular component (GO): membrane
Molecular function (GO): potassium:chloride symporter activity
Source: RefSeq, a predicted model, not a curated record
GCGUGCCUCUCGCGCGUUUACGCCGCAGUCAGUCAGACGUGCUGAUUUUGACGGUCAGAAGCCGGAGCGAUAAACAGAGCGGAUUUCAUUCGUCCAGGAGCCGGUGUCCAGCGGAUCAGUGACCGCACCGCGGAGAUUGCCGUGUUUGUCAUGACAGCGUUUUGCAUCAACCGGCCUUCAUGCAUUUUGGGUCCCAGCAGAGGAAGGUUAAUUUUUCAUAAGCUGUCAGAUGGUUUAGUGCGGAGGUUUUCAUUACGGUUCUGCCCCGGUCUGUGCUGACGCGUCAGAAACCAGAUUCAAGCCGCAGCGGCUGAUCUGAGCACAAACCAGGAGAUACUAGCACCGCUGCCUUCUGAGGGAGAACGAUUCAACGCCCUCCUGUGCAGUGAUCACACACACACACACACACACUCUCUCUCAGAUUCAUGGCGGCGCAUCGGGCCGUGAGCUGAGCCGCUCCUCGCCGCAGCGGGGCCCCGGGGCCGUCACCCUGUCGGAGCCGCAGCAGCAGCCGGCGGCGCGGGAAGCCAUGGCCUCGUCUGUGCGCUUCACCGUCACGCCGACCAAAGCGGAGGACCUGCCGGACACGUCGCCGGACGUCAGCUCGCGCUCCAGCGCCAGGGUCCGCUUCGGCUCCCGGGAGAGCGUGAACCGCAGCGAGGCGUCCGGAGGGGCCGCCACCUCGGCCGGGGCCGACACGCCGGAGCGCAGCCAGCUCGAGCACGGUGACAGCAGUGCGAAGCUCUCCAGCGUUUACAUCAAUAACUCUCACGCCAUCGAUGAUGAUGAUUUCUACGACAGGAAUCUGGCUCUCUUUGAGGAGGAGAUGGACACUCGUCCUAAAGUGUCGUCUCUGCUCAAUCGUCUGGCGAACUACACAAACCUCACGCAGGGAGCCAAAGAGCACGAGGAGGCCGAGAGCAUCGGCGAGAAACGCAAGAGCAGCAAGUCUCCUCAGAUGGGCACCUUCAUGGGGGUGUACCUGCCGUGUCUGCAGAACAUCUUCGGCGUGAUUCUGUUCCUCAGACUGACGUGGAUCGUCGGCACGGCCGGAGUCCUGCAGGCGCUGUGUAUCGUCUUCAUCUGCUGCUGCUGCACGUUGCUGACUGCGAUAUCUAUGAGUGCCAUCGCUACCAACGGAGUCGUUCCAGCGGGCGGCUCGUACUUCAUGAUCUCUCGUUCCCUGGGGCCCGAGUUCGGCGGGGCCGUGGGCUCCUGCUUCUACCUGGGCACCACCUUCGCGGGCUCCAUGUACAUCCUCGGGGCCAUCGAGAUCCUGCUGAUGUACAUGGCCCCCAGGGCCGCCGUCUUCGUCUCAGACAGCCCCGACGGCGAGGCCGGGGCCUUGCUCAACAACAUGCGCCUCUACGGCUCCAUCUUCCUGCUGCUGAUGUCGCUGCUGGUGUUUGUGGGAGUCAAGUACGUCAACAAGCUGGCGUCGGUGUUUCUGGCCUGCGUCAUCGUGUCCAUCCUGUCCAUCUACACCGGAGCGCUGGUGUCCGCCUUCAGCCCGCCCUCCUUCCCGGUGUGUAUGCUGGGGAACCGGAGCCUGUCUCAGCACGAGCUGAAGGAAGGUCCGUGUAACAAGACGGUGGUGCUGCCGCCGCCGCCGGACGCCGCUAACGCUAGCGAGAGCUUGAACGGCACAGACGCUCCUCCUGUCAGCGCCGCCUCGCUGGAGAAAACCACGCAGCUGUGGAGGCUCUUCUGCAACAGCUCGGAGCUGAGCGCCGCCUGCGAUGAAUACUUCCAGCACAACACGGUGAUGGAGAUCGAGGGCAUCCCGGGGCUGGCCAGCAGCGUGAUCACAGAGAACCUCUGGAGCUCGUAUUCAGCUAAAGGAGAAGUUCUGGAGCGUCACUCGCAUCACUCCGCCCACAGAGCCGCCGCGUCCAAUCACUUUCCUUAUGUGUUCGCUGACAUCACCACCUCCUUCACACUGCUGAUCGGGAUCUUCUUCCCCUCCGUGACCGGAAUCAUGGCGGGAUCGAACCGCUCCGGAGACCUGAAGGACGCCCAGCGCUCCAUUCCCAUCGGCACCAUACUGGCCAUCCUCACCACCUCACUCGUCUAUCUGAGCUGUGUGGUUCUGUUCGGGUGCUGUGUGGAGGGUGUAGUCCUGCGAGACAAGUUUGGAGACUCGGUGAAGGGGAAUCUGGUUGUGGGGACUCUCUCGUGGCCCACUCCUUGGGUGAUCGUGAUUGGCUCGUUUUUCUCCACGUGUGGGGCCGGCCUCCAAUCACUGACCGGAGCUCCUCGUCUGCUGCAGGCCAUCGCUAAAGACAACAUCAUCCCCUUCCUCAGGGUCUUCGGUCACGGGAAGGCCAACGGGGAGCCGACGUGGGCCCUGCUGCUGACAGCGGUUCUGGCCGAGCUCGGGAUCCUCAUCGCCUCGCUGGACCUCGUCGCCCCCAUCCUCUCCAUGUUCUUCCUGAUGUGUUACCUGUUCGUCAAUCUGGCCUGUGCUCUACAGACCCUGCUCCGCACGCCCAACUGGAGACCACGCUUCUCCUACUACCACUGGACGCUGUCGUUUCUUGGCAUGAUGAUCUGUCUGGCUCUCAUGUUCAUUUCCUCCUGGUACUACGCCAUCGUCGCCAUGGUGAUCGCCGGCAUGAUCUACAAGUACAUAGAGUACCACGGGGCGGAGAAGGAGUGGGGUGAUGGGAUCAGAGGUCUGUCUCUCAGCGCGGCUCGGUUCGCUCUGCUCCGGCUGGAGGAAGGUCCACCACACACCAAGAACUGGAGGCCUCAGCUGCUGGUUCUGCUGAAGCUGGAUGAAGACGCUCACGUCAAAUCUCCUCGUCUGCUGACCUUCGCCUCCCAGCUGAAAGCAGGGAAGGGUUUGACCAUCGUGGGAACCGUCAUCCCGGGGAACUUCCUGCAGACGUACGGCGAGGCGCUGGCGGCCGAGCAGACGCUCAGGCACCUGAUGGAGAAGGAGCGGGUCAAGGGCUUCGUGCAGUGUAUCGUGGCUCAGAAGCCUCGUGAGGGCAUCAGUCACAUGAUCCAGUCGAGUGGUUUGGGCGGCAUGAGACACAACACGGUGGUCAUGGGCUGGCCUCACGCCUGGAGACAGAGCGAAGACCCGCAGAGCUGGAAGACCUUCAUCAACACGGUUCGAGUCACCACCACGGCUCAUCUGGCUCUGCUGGUGCCCAAGAACAUCUCUCUGUUCCCCAGUAACAGUGAGCCGUGUGCGGAAGGCUUCAUCGACGUGUGGUGGAUCGUCCACGACGGCGGGAUGCUGAUGCUGCUGCCCUUCCUGCUGCGGCAGCACAAGGUGUGGAGGAAGUGUGCCAUGCGGAUCUUCACCGUGGCGCAGAUGGAAGAUAACUCCAUCCAGAUGAAGAAGGACCUGGCCACGUUCCUGUAUCACCUGCGCAUCGACGCAGACGUGGAGGUGGUGGAGAUGCACGACAGUGACAUCAGCGCCUACACGUACGAGCGGACCCUGAUGAUGGAGCAGAGGUCUCAGAUGCUGCGGCAGAUGCGUCUCUCUAAGUCAGACCGUGAGAAAGAGCGCGUGCGCUGGAGUUUUGAUGACGCGCAGCUGGUCAAAGACAGAAACUCAAUGCUGCGCCUGACCAGCAUCGGCUCGGACGAGGACGAAGACACGGACGGAGCAGGAGACCGCAGCGCAGAGCACCGCAGAGUCCACAUGACCUGGACCAAAGACAAGACCCUGCAGCUGCGCAGCAACACACACACACACACCAACACCGCCUCCUGCUGCAGCACUCCGGAGGGCUUCAGAGACAUGCUCAACAUCCGGCCAGAUCACUCAAACGUGCGCCGGAUGCACACCGCCGUCAAACUCAACGAGGUGAUCGUCAAUAAAUCCCAUGAUGCCCGGCUGGUCCUCCUCAACAUGCCGGGGCCGCCCAGGAACACCGAGGGAGACGAGAACUACAUGGAGUUCCUGGAGGUGCUGACCGAGGGUCUGGAGCGCGUCCUGCUGGUGCGGGGGGGAGGAAGUGAGGUCAUCACCAUCUACUCCUGAUGGAGCGCUUCUGACCGUCAUCCAUCCGCCAGCGUGUGUGUGUGUGUGUGUGUGUGAGAGAGAGAGAGACAGAGCGGUAGGCGGGACCAGAGUGUGUUUAUCAGACUGACUCAGGGCUACAG